AGUUGAAAUUAAAAUUGAUCAACAAAUCGACAAUCUACAAUUUGCCAUACACGAAACUUCAAAAUUGUCGAUUUGUUUAUCAACUUCUAUAGUUCAAAAGGAUGACCGAGUUUGGUAUAAUAGCAGGAUUAUCACGUUGGCUUAUCAAUUACUCCACACAAGUGUUUAUACAUGUAUCAACCUGUUUAUCAAUCGGCCAGUCGAUACUUCCAAGGCAUCAAUUUGUCAAUCGUCGACUCGUUGACAAACAUUAUCACACACCUAUCAAUUUAUCUGUCAAUCUUAAGUUUUUCAGCAAAUCGACAAACCGAUCGUUUCGUGUAUGUGGGCCUUAUUGAAGCAGCAUUUGAAUGCAACUGUAGCGCUAGUAAUAUAUGGCCCUAUUUUAACAUUUGCCACGGGAAUAUUGAUAAAACGAUUAUAUCUUGAAAAAAUGACCAAACUUAUAGAUUAUAGGUCACAAAUUAUGAACAUAACUGUGUUAUUCAUUUAAUAAUAUAUAAAGAUAUUUGUGGUAAAAUGUUAACUCGGAAAGAAGCAUUGUUUAUAAAGCCAUUUCAAGAACGAUUAUACUGCCAACAUAAAACUAAACUCAAGUCAGCAACAGCUCGAGUGGACACCAAAUCACCUCAAGAAUGGAAUCACGUAGUGAAAAAACAAAAAAAGCUUCAAAAAGAAAAAGAGCGAUGUACUCAGAUUUACAUAAACAACAGUAUAUUGUGGCAACAUUUGAACAAUAUCAUGAGCACUCGUCGUGUCGACAAUCACUGGAAAUAUCAACAACCAAAAUUUUUUCAUCGCGUAAAGUUAUUCAACAAACAAAACAACAAAUUAACAAUAGAGAUUGAUGAUCAGGCAGAAAAUAACAAAUCAUUAAACCAUCUAACACCAUUAGAAAUUAAGAAAGAAAAUUGCAGUGCUUGUAAUCCCCGACUAAUAAUAAACAAAACCAAUUUGCCAGAAGAACGAAUUCCAUGGGAACCUGCAAAGAAAAAACUUUCAAAAAAACUUCAAAGCCUAUCAUUUCAAAAAGAUAAUUUUGAAAAUGAAAAACGUCAUUUAGUAAAACAAAAGACAAAGGGAAUAGUAAUAAACGAAAAAAAAAAAAUUAUUACAGAGAAUAAUAUAAAAGUCAAGAACAAAUUAACUAUAGAGACCAGUAAUUAUGUCAAUUGCAUAGAAAUAAAAGAAGGUUGUUUGGAUUUAGUAAUUAAGUAUCCACCAAAAAGUAAGGUGACAAUGAAAGAUGGAAUCAGGAGUCAUAUAUUACAAGCUAAUAAUUGAAUUUUUUUCAAUUAUUACAAUAAUUUCCACAUUUGAUGUGAGUUAAUAGAAAAAAAUAAUUCAAUGCAAAUUUUUUUUAGUUUUUUGGUUUAGAACAAAAAUUAAGUUUAUACAUAAAACUGAUAACAAUAUUUAAUUGUAAAAACAUUUUCUGUAAAUCAUAUAGUUAACAUGAAAAUAUGUAAUAAUAUAAAUAUCAUUAAAAAGCAUGACUCAAUAGGGGGUAAUUGAGCUCUAGUUACCAGUUUAACUAUGAAAAAAAAAAAAACUUACUUACAAUUGAUACCAUUAUAUAAAGAUAACUCUCUCUACUGCUAUGAAAAUUAGAACACAUUCUAAAUAAGAGAAGUAAAAAUUAAUUAUAUAAAUU
Daktulosphaira vitifoliae (grape phylloxera) is the source of this 1654-nucleotide messenger RNA. RefSeq lists its product as uncharacterized. Bases 520 to 1284 code for a protein of 254 amino acids. Lineage: Eukaryota; Metazoa; Arthropoda; Insecta; Hemiptera; Phylloxeridae. The record is from RefSeq and is a predicted model, not a curated record. The transcript is spliced from 6 exons.